GCUGUGUUUGUGAGAAGAAUUCAGCCGAAGCCUGUGGCUUGAUUCAUUUCUGAGAAGGUUUGACACUCCUACUUGCAAAUAGCCAUUUAACUCAUUCCAAUUUACUGCCAUGGCAAACAGCGAACGCAGCCAACAACAGGACUGGAGUUCCAUGGCGCUGCCCUUCACUAAUUUCGAGAUCGCCUUCAUCUUGAUUGCCUUCAUCGUGGUCACCCUGUUCAGCCUGGCUUCGGUCUUCAGUCAACCAAACACAAAGAGAGAAGAAGACUAUGAAGAAUGCUUUAAGACGACGCGUGUGAGGAAGACGAAGCAGAAAGGUGUUCAGAGUGUUCCCACGGUGAAAGACGCUCUGUAGGACAGACUAUCUCAGGAACGGGAGCUGCAACCAGUGCUCUCUUCCUGUUUUUUUGUUUUCUUUGAUUUUUUUUGUGUUGUUCAUGUGAUUUUGUCUUUGAUAGUGAUGGCUGCCUGAUUAGAAAUCCUCCCAACAAUGGCGCCACUGCUGAAAAGUAAUUAUGUUCGCCUCUAAAAAGAUUAAGACUUGAGCCGGGAAUGUCUCAAACGUCAUUACGUUCAAACCACACUCUUUUAGCGCUACGAUAAUCAGCACAUUCCCUGCCGGCGAAGUUGUUGUCCCAAAACAAUUUGAGUUGUGUUAAUAGUCUGUGAGUUCCGCGGGGUAGUUAAAGCGAUAUUUAUGACGCUGUAUCCAGUGGAGGAUUAUGCACGCAGACGUAAUGAAUUUGAGAUGUGAUGGCAGGACCUUGCCUGCUCCGUGUUCGUGCUGAUGCGCUAUAUGCGCGGUGGGCCAGGUUCAUAACGGCAUGCAUCGUGAAUACUGUUUGGGGACAGAGAGAAACCAAGGUUCCCAGGUGGCAUUCAGAGCUGAUGAUGCCGCACAGGGCCUGUAGCGUCUCCCGUGGUCAGGAAGAACGGAGACACUGGAACAGGUACAUCCAGGUGCUAAUUAACGGCUCCAGCCGGCUGCAAACGGGAGACACCGUUAUAAAUUAAGUGUAAAAACAACUGAAAUGUAGCGGUGGGGUGGUGUCAAAACGCAAAGUGAAGAUACAUACCAAGGCAUCCCCGCUGUUUGUCCAAUGAGGAAGCGCUACUGUGGCCAUGGAAUGUGUAUAUGCAUCAUAAAACUGAACAACCAAAGCUUUUGAUCAGCGAUUGAGUCUCUGCUAUACGGAGAUGCAGUAAACACACGUCUGACCGCCAAAUGUAUGUGCCGCAGAUGAAGUCAGUAUGUCAGGAGGCUCCCUGAAAUGAAUAAACACUGUGUGCAAUCAUGGCUAGGAAUAAUAAAAUAAAACAACAAAGCAAAAUAAAACAGACUUUGCUAUAAUCCAGCGUAUGCCUAUAGGCAGGAUGAACUUGCGCCUUGUCACUUUUUAUUUAUGAAGGGAACACAAGUAAACUGAGCACUAUUACUAUUUCUUGUGGGUUUGUAACCCAAAGCGAGGCAAUACUGUUGUGACCUGAAGCAAGACGCUUCACUCCCACUGCUUCAGUGAAUACCCAGCUUCAUGAAUUCAUAAUAUGUGCAAUAAUAUAGUAACGGUUCUAUGGUUAAGGCUGUCUGACAAAAGAACAUAAACCAAACUGACUGAUCAACUAACAGAGAAAAUAUAAAUUAAAAAGUGCAAUGGUUGGGAUGGCGACGAGUAACAUGGCAUGUGAAUAUCAAAGCCAUAUCAAUAUCUGCAGACUGACACAAACCGUCAGCACCCGACACUACAGACAAUCGUGGGGAAAAAGAUUGGACCACUAGAGGGAGACAUUUACCAUUUGUCUCCAUAAUUGCAGAACACCCCAAGUAUGGUAUUCAUUCAGUCAUGUUCCUAAUUCUGGGUUCACUCACUUUUCAAGACGUUGUUUUACAGGACAUAUUCAGGAAAUGGUAUAUGAGAAACACAUGUAAUAUAUAGCCAUGUACAUUCUAAUAUAUGGGUGCAAUAUACAGGGGUGUACAGUAUAUGCAUGUGUAUAAUAUACACUGAUGGAGAGAUUGCAG
Messenger RNA from Conger conger (European conger), 2020 nucleotides. RefSeq names its product small integral membrane protein 31-like. Lineage: Eukaryota; Metazoa; Chordata; Actinopteri; Anguilliformes; Congridae. The coding region runs from base 110 to 355 and encodes 81 amino acids. The transcript has 3 exons. The record is from RefSeq and is a predicted model, not a curated record.